UCUGUCUCUGUCUCUCUGUCAUUCCUCUCACUACCGAAAUCUUCUGUGUUGAGCAAUUUGGGCAUGAUUUUUAGCACUUUUCCCUCAGAGUGAAGAUUUUUGUGUCUGGAAGGACUGUUUGCCAGUCAUUUUUCAAAGUCCCAUGUGCUUAGGUGGCUGUAGUGCAUCAGGUCACUUAGUGACUUUGGGGUUGUCUUCCGAUUGGGGGCACACAUUAUUGGUGACUUUGGGGAUCUACAGUGUGUGGCCCAUCAGAAUCUUCCCUCAUCGUUCACUCUUCUCUCCUGGGAUCUGUCCUGUGCUCUGAGGUCACCUCUGCCUAUAUCCUGAUGUUUGUGAGGAGACGUUGUCACCUAGACUGUGUUGGUUUGGUGUGGACGUCUGUGGGCUUUUUCCUGUACCACUGUGAUUGGGCUCGUCUGCAUUCAUUGGGAAUUUUCAGAAGAAUAAAAAACUCCGCUGCUACCUCAUGCCAUCCUGUGCCGGUGUUCUCACUGCAGCAAACAGUCCCACCUCUGCAGGAACAAGAGAGUUCAUGCCUCAGAGCCGGAGAGCUGCAAGGUCAGGAAGCCGUCCUGGGUCAAGGGACCCCUGACCACCGGCCUCUCCCUGGAGGACCCUGGCAAAGACACAAGAAUCACAGGACAGAGCAGGUUCUAGAGUGGCUGUUUAUUUCUCAGGAGCAGCCAAAACCCACCCAGUCUCAGGGACCAUUGUCAUUCGUGGAUGUGUUUGUGGACUUUACCUGGGAAGAGUGGCGGCUGCUGGACCCCUCCCAGAAGCACCUGUACCGGAGUGUGAUGCUGGAGAACUACAGCAACCUGGUGUCCCUGGGGUAUCAAGACAGCAAACCCGACAUCAUCUUCAAGUUGGAACAAGAAGAACCGUGGAUGAUGCUGGCCCAAAUCCCAAGUCAAGGCCAUCCAGAAAAAGUCGAGGAAAUUGAUCGUAUGGAAUGGCAUCAGGAGAAUCAAGGCAAGUUGGAAAGUACGGCAAAAGGCUACGAAUGUACGACAUUUGGGAAACUGCACCUUCUUAGUACAAAUUAUGUUUCUUCAGGACAAAACCUUCAUAAAUACGUCACACGUGGAAUGAGUUUUAAAUAUAAUACAGAUUUCAAUAGUAAUCAUGCUGGAAAGAAUGAUCCUAAUGAGUUUCAUGCAUAUAGGGAAUCAUUCCACCAUUCUAAACAUGAGCAAACUGUUAUUGGAAUAAAAUACAGUGAAAGUAAUGAAUCUGGAAAAAUUGUCAACAAGAAGUCACAACUCAUGUGCCAACAAACGUACGUAGGAGGAAAACCUUUCGAAUGCAGUUUUUGUGGGAAGACCUUCAGCAGUAAGUCCUACCUUGCAGUGCAUCAACGAACUCAUGUAGAAGAGAAACCCUACAAAUGUGAGGGAUGUGGGAAGACCUUCAGCAGCAAGUCCUACCUCACUGUCCACCAGAGAACUCACACAGGCGAGAAACUCCAUGAGUGCAGUGACUGUGGGAAAGCCUUCAGUUUCAAUUCACAACUCGUUAUACAUCAGAGAGUCCACACAGGAGAGAGUCCCUAUGAGUGCUGCGAGUGUGGGAAAGUAUUCAGUAGGAAAGACCAGCUUGUUUCACACCAGAGAACUCAUUCAGGACAAAAACCCUAUGGUUGUAGUGAAUGUGGGAAAACUUUUGGUUUGAAGUCACAGCUCAUUAUACAUCAGAGAAUUCAUACAGGAGAGAAACCCUUUGAAUGUAGCGAAUGUCAGAAAGCUUUUAAUACAAAGUCAAACCUUAUGGUACAUCAGAGGACCCAUACAGGGGAGAAGCCCUAUGGUUGUAGUGAAUGUGGAAAAGCCUUCACUUUCAAGUCGCAGCUCAUUGUACAUCAGGGGCUUCACACAGGAGUAAAGCCCUAUGGGUGCGUCCAGUGUGGGAAAGCCUUCAGCUUGAAGUCGCAGCUCAUUGUGCAUCAGAGAAGUCACACAGGAAUGAAACCUUAUGUAUGCAGUGAAUGUGGCAAAUCCUUCAGGAGCAAGUCGUACCUCAUUAUCCAUAUGAGAACUCACACAGGCGAGAAACUCCAUGAGUGCAGUGACUGUGGGAAAGCCUUUAGUUUCAAUUCACAACUUGUUAUACAUCAGAGAAUCCACACAGGAGAGAGUCCGUAUGAGUGCCAUGAAUGUGGGAAAGCCUUCAGUCGGAAAUACCAGCUCAUUUCACACCAGAGAACCCAUGCUGGGGAGAAGCCCUAUGAAUGCAGUGACUGUGGGAAGACUUUCGGUUUGAAGUCACAGCUCAUUAUACAUCAGAGAACCCACACGGGGGAGAAACCCUUUGAAUGCAGCGACUGUAGCAAAGCCUUUAAUACAAAGUCAAACCUUAUUGUACACCAGAGAACCCAUACAGGGGAGAAACCGUAUGGUUGUAGUGAAUGUGGAAAAGCCUUCACUUUCAAGUCGCAGCUCAUUGUACAUCAGGGAGCACACACUGGGGUAAAACCAUAUGGAUGUAAUCAGUGUGGGAAAGCCUUCAGCUUAAAGUCGCAGCUCAUUGUGCAUCAGAGAAGUCACACUGGAGUGAAACCCUAUGGAUGCAGUGAGUGUGGCAAAGCCUUCAGGAGCAAGUCGUACCUCAUUAUCCAUAUGAGAACUCACACAGGCGAGAAACCACAUGAGUGCAGUGAAUGCGGGAAAUCCUUCAGUUUCAAUUCACAGCUCAUUGUGCAUCAGAGAAUCCACACAGGGGAAAAUCCCUAUGAAUGCAGCGAGUGUGGAAAAGCCUUCAACAGGAAAGAUCAGCUCAUUUCUCAUCAGCGAACUCAUGCAGGGGAGAAACCUUAUGGAUGCAGUGACUGUGGGAAAGCCUUUAGUAGCAAAUCCUAUCUCAUUAUACACAUGCGAACUCAUUCAGGAGAGAAACCGUAUGAAUGUAACAAAUGUGGGAAGGCUUUCAUUUGGAAGUCACUACUCAUUGUACAUGAGCGAACUCAUGCAGGGGAAAGCCCUUAUAAAUGUAGCCAGUGUGAGAAAUCCUUCAGUGGAAAGUUACGGCUCAUUGUACAUCAGAGAAUGCACACGAGAGAGAAACCCUAUGAAUGCAGUGAAUGUGAGAAGGCUUUCAUUAGGAAAUCUCAGCUCAUUGUACAUCAGAGAACUCACUCAGGGGAGAAGCCUUAUGGAUGCGAUGAAUGUGGGAAAACCUUCUCUCAGAAGUCUAUCCUCAGUGCGCAUCAGAGGACUCACACUGGAGAGAAACCCUGUAAAUGCACUGAAUGUGGAAAAGCCUUUUGUUGGAAGUCACAGCUCAUUAUGCACCAGAGAACUCAUGCAGAUGAAAAACGGGUUGAUGAGUUAAAUGUAAGAAAUUUUCUUCCACAAGUCAACUCAUAGGAAAUACCAGCAAAUUCAUAUAGAAGAGAAACUCCGUGAGAUCAUCUCA
Messenger RNA from Neogale vison (American mink), 3414 nucleotides. RefSeq names its product zinc finger protein 268 (gene ZNF268). The coding region runs from base 330 to 3365 and encodes 1011 amino acids. Gene Ontology annotation, molecular function: DNA-binding transcription activator activity, RNA polymerase II-specific; RNA polymerase II cis-regulatory region sequence-specific DNA binding. The record is from RefSeq and is a predicted model, not a curated record. Gene Ontology annotation, biological process: regulation of transcription by RNA polymerase II. Gene Ontology annotation, cellular component: nucleus. NCBI's taxonomy places the organism in Eukaryota, Metazoa, Chordata, Mammalia, Carnivora, Mustelidae. The transcript has 5 exons.